Molecule: messenger RNA, 1834 nt
Organism: Dermatophagoides farinae (American house dust mite)
Lineage: Eukaryota; Metazoa; Arthropoda; Arachnida; Sarcoptiformes; Pyroglyphidae
Source: RefSeq, a predicted model, not a curated record
UGAAAAUUAAAAAUUUGUUUCACAUACACAAAUACAUGAAUACAAUCAAAUCGAUCAUAGAUAAUAGGUUUUUUACCCAUACAUAGUUUGUGAAUGUUAAAUGAGGUAAUGGGAAUUGAAGAAUGAAAAAAAAAUUUAUUUUUGGUAAUAAUGCAUGAUUGUCAACAGAGUGUGGAAAAUUACCAUUCUAGAUCGAAUCGUUUCUUGUUCACAUAAUAAAUUUGACAAAUAAAACAAAUAUAUAUAAAUAAUGAAUUUUUUUAUGAAAUGUUCGUAUUUUGAAUCAAUCAUUAAAUUUAUGAAAAUGUAUUUGAAAAUGUUGUUGAAAAAAUUUGAGGAAAUAUUUUAUGAACAUAUAUUCUGCUUAUUCUAUUAUAACCGUUUUAUAUUGAAAAAAUGGCCAAAUUUUUUCACUAUUAUUAAUAUUGAACAUCGACAAAAAAUUUUUGAUCAAAAAAUUAGUCGACCAUUCUUUCAAGUAAUCAUACCGGGCUUUGUGACAACAUUGUUUGCCGUUACAUUGUUCAUCUAUGUUUGUGAACCUGUUUGGUGUGAACAAUAUUCCUUUUGGUUGGUGAAUAAUUUUCCGCAUGAAAAUGGCAAAACAUAUUCAUUGAUUGUUGCUAUAACAUGGUCAUCAAUACAUUUCUUGCAAAUGUUUUAUGGAUUUCGUAAUCAAUUAAAAUAUUUUCGUUUUCUUAUUAUAUUGAAUCCGAAUCAAUUGGUCCGACAACAAAGUCAUCAUCAUCAAUUAAAUGAAACGGGACUUAAUGAAAAGGAUCGAAAUCAAUUACAAUUGUUUGAGAGAAGAAUUUUCAUUUGUUUGAAAAUAAUAAGCCAUGUUAUAUCGAUCGGUGCUUAUGUAGCGAUGACCAUACAGGUUUUCCGUAAAUCGUUGUGGGAAGUAUCAUUUUUUUGGUUAAUCUUCUGGAUGGCCAAUUAUAUAUUUUGGCCAUAUUACAUAUGUUCAGCGUUGUACAUGUUUCCAGCCAUUAUUCUAUCAGUCCAUUAUUAUAUUGGUUUAAAACAAAGAUCAUUGCUAAGUCAACUGAUAAUUCGACCUAGAAAACAAUACGGAAAAUUGGGGCUAAAAUUGGCUAAUAAUUUAAUUAAAUUAACUCACGUGCAAUCGAAUAUAAUCAAAGAAAUCGUCGAAAUGAAUGAUCAAUCGAAACGUUUGUUGACCAUAUUAUUCGUAGGAUUUAGCAAUUUAAUCACUUAUAUAACAUAUUUGAUAUUUUUCGCUAAAUUAUCCAUCGUAUAUCGGAUUUUAUUCAUCAUUGUUUAUUGUGGUCAUUCAAGCACAUUAUUAUCAAUGAUUUAUAGCUGUUCUAAAAUUGCCUCAAGAAAUGAGCGAUUUUAUCGAUACAAUCGAAAAUAUCUCUUCGAUUUCUAUGCAAAAAAUUUGUUGAUUAUGAAAAAUUUUUUCAAGUAUGAUUCGAUCAAUGAGAUAUCUCUACGGCUUCCGGUCGGUUUUACUUUGGUUAAUAAUAUGCUGAUCACAAGUAAUACAUUCAUUGUGGUUUUUUAUAACAUGAGUACACUUUUUUUCCUAUUAAUGAGUGGCAAAAUUGUCAACGAUGGUCAAUAAAAAAGAAAGAAAUGUCUCUCAUUUUGAUGUAGCUAACAAUAUAAGUUUAUCAAUCAAUGAAAAUAAAGUGUUUAUCGAUUAAAAAAAAGUUUAGUCAAACUUUGUACCAUUCUUAAUUGCUAACUAUACUCAAAUAGUUUCUGAAGAAUCAUCAUUUUCUUUAUUAGUUAAAAACUUGAUUUAAUCAAAUUUAAAUUUCUAAGAAUUUCCAUUCAAUUAACCAUAAUCAAAGACAUGAAUGUU